UUUAGUUUCGCCUCAAGAGGCUUUGGAAUCGAAAGUAUGGCUGGCAUCGGCAAGUUCUUCGGGUUUGGUGAAAGAGAGUACGAUUACGGGCCGAACGUGGAAGUGGAGAGUUCGUCCUUCCUCGAGAGGCUCGGCAAUGCAUGCGUCGGCCUGUGCAUCGGCAUCGUCCUCUUCUUCGUGAGCUUCGGCCUCCUGGGAUGGAACGAGGAGAGGUACAUGCAGAUGAUAGCUAGCGCACCCACCGCAGUCAGCGGACACGACACAGGGGUGGAGGGAUGGAUAGAUGGCCAUGGUGUUUCUCUCUCUGUGUAGGUAUAUCAAGACGUGGAUGGCACUCGACAACGGCCGCGACGCCUACACGACAGUAAGCAGGAAAUGAAUGACUGACUGACGGGCGAGGAAGGUGUUUGCUGUGAUUACAUGCACUCACUGGUUGGCUGCCUCAUUUCUUUCUGUGGCUGGGGUGCACUGACUGCAUCAGGCUGAGUGCCAACCGGUGGACAAUUCUCUCACGGGCAAACUCGUCCACAUCGUAAGCACACCACAGCCACUGGCAGGCAACACACUCGUGGACUGUGAUGCGCGUGUGUGGGUGUGGGUGUGUGCCUCCUUCCGUCCAACGCUCCAUCCGUCCGUCCGCCAGUCAUGCGAUCUGGAGAACAUGCACACGUUCUCACUGCCGGAGUUCAAGGAGAACCUCGCCGACUUCACUGGCAUCUUCCUGGAGAUCUAUGCGGAAAUGUACCAGGUGGGUGGGUCUGCCAUGUCUGUAUGUCAACACACACACGUCACGCCUGCUCGUCCGCACAUUCGUUGUAUCUGUGUGUGUGUGUGUGUGUGUGUGUGUGUGUGUGUGUGCAGUGGGAGGAGCAGAAGGAGACCGAGACCAAGAAGGAUAAGCUGGGUGGGGGCACCCAGACCAUCACGCGCUACCACUACCGCGAGUCGUGGUCGCCGACCAUACGGGACUCGACCUUCUUCUACAACAAGGACUACAAGAACCCUCCAUCCUUCCCGGCACUGCCUGAAGCAAGACAGGCAAGAUGAACAGACGACAAACAUGCGCCUUCAUAUGUGAGGGUGUUUGCCUGUCUGUCUGUCUGUUGUGUGUGUGCAGGUGGCGCCCGACCUCCGUGCAGGCUCCUACAAGCUGACGUAUGACCAGACGAACCGCUUCUCGAGUCGGGAGGAGCUGACCUUGCUGGAGGACAGAGACUACACGGCGUCCAGCACGCGGCCGCCCCCCACCGUGACGGCAGCCAACACACAGCUCUACAACGACAUGCUCUGGACAGGCGACCCAUUCAACCCACAAGUCGGUGUGUGUGGGGUGGCCUGGAGGGGAGGAAACUGUCUGUGUUGACUGGGGUUGGGUGCCUCUCAUGUGUGUGUGUGUGUGUGAUUGUGUGUGGCAGAUCGGUGAUGUGCGCGUCAAGUUCUAUGGGUCGACGGCCACUUCGUGCUCGGUGGUGGCGCAGCUCACUUCUGACGGCUCCUUUGAACCGUGGCCUUCACCAUACGGUGGGCACAGAGCAGACACGCACCCACACACACACACAUUCGGAUGUCUUCAUCCGUGUGUUGUGUUGUGUCAUGUGUGGCCACGUAGAUUCUGACUAUACGGUGAAUCUGUUCGAGGAGGGUAAGGUGUCUGGCGGGACCAUGUUCGACCACGCCGAGCAGGAGAACACCUUCCUCAUGUGGAUGCUCAGGCUGCUCGGAUUCCUGUGCAUGUGGUCCGUCACACAUCACAGACAGACAGACAGAAGAGACGGGGACCCUUGAUGUAUCUCUGUCUGUCUGUGUUGGCAGGAUGGGCCUGCAGAUGUUCUUCGGGCCACUGGCCAUCGUGCCUGACAUCAUCCCGUGUGUCGGCCCUUACCUGGGCGACAUGGUACGCAUCCACUGGCCAAUCGAUGGAGGAGGAAGGUCCUUGAUGCGAUGCGAUCGUCUGUCUCACCACCUCUGUGUGUGCGCAUCGACAUGUCAGGUUGGGUGUCUGCUGUGUGCCGCCAACUGUCUGGUGGCGACCUUCCUCUCCCUCCUCACCAUCGCAAUCGCAUGGGUCAUGUACGCGCGCAGCAACAAAGGAGACACACACACACACACACACUCAGAGACAGAAAGGGGCAACCAAUAAACAGCCAUACGCAUGCCCCCCCGGCAUGGUGUGCUGUGGCAGCGUGCGCCCGUGGGUGGGCAUUCCGCUGCUCUGCGGCGCGCUGGUGGCGCUGGGUAUCUUCAUCGCUGUGAGGUGCAUAUGGGGUCGUCGGGAGGAGGAGGAGGAGGAGGACGAUGGCAUGACCAAGAUACCCAUGUACCAGAUGCACCAACACGGAUACUGACUGACUGGCUGAAGGGGGGAGGUCUUCGGGUGGAUGAGCGGGCGCUUUUUGCGACAGACAGACAGACAGACAGACAGACAGAGACAGACUACUCAGCUAGAGAGUAGAUAACCAUCUGUAAGCUAUUGACUUUGGUACGGGUGUGUCUGCAUCACAUCAGCUUCCUCGUGACAGCAAAUGCAUGCGCGGGUUUUGCGGACGCUCCUCUGCGUGGUUUUUCCCAGGGAGUCCUCACCUCCCGGACUUUGCCCUCUCCCUCAAUGCAUUCACCAACGCU
Messenger RNA from Vitrella brassicaformis, 2622 nucleotides. Lineage: Eukaryota; Vitrellaceae. The record is from the annotation of a GenBank genome assembly.